Salarias fasciatus (jewelled blenny) is the source of this 14680-nucleotide messenger RNA. Its product is annotated as ryanodine receptor 2-like. Gene Ontology annotation, molecular function: calcium ion binding; protein binding; ryanodine-sensitive calcium-release channel activity. The record is from RefSeq and is a predicted model, not a curated record. Gene Ontology annotation, cellular component: calcium channel complex; sarcolemma; smooth endoplasmic reticulum. Gene Ontology annotation, biological process: striated muscle contraction; release of sequestered calcium ion into cytosol by sarcoplasmic reticulum; intracellular calcium ion homeostasis. Lineage: Eukaryota; Metazoa; Chordata; Actinopteri; Blenniiformes; Blenniidae.
CACCAUGGCUGACGGAGGAGAGGAGGAUGAGAUCCAGUUCCUGCGGACUGAUGAUGAGGUGGUCCUCCAGUGCUCAGCUACAGUCUACAAGGAGCAACAGAAACUCUGUCUGGCUGCUGAAGGCUUUGGAAACCGACUCUGCUUCCUGGAGUCCAUCUCCAACUCCAAGAAUGUUCCUCCGGAUCUGUCCAUCUGCACUUUUGUCCUGGAGCAGUCGCUGUCGGUACGAGCCCUCCAAGAGAUGCUGGCCAACACAGAGGACAAGGCUGAGGGGGCAGCUCAGGGCGGAGGCCAUCGCACACUCCUGUAUGGACACGCUGUGUUACUGCGACACUCCUACAGUGGAAUGUACCUGUGCUGCCUCUCCACCUCUCGAUCAUCUACUGACAAAUUGGCCUUUGACGUGGGACUGCAAGAGGACACCACAGGCGAGGCAUGCUGGUGGACCAUUCAUCCAGCUUCCAAGCAGCGUUCUGAGGGAGAGAAGGUCAGAGUGGGAGAUGAUCUGAUCCUGGUCAGCGUCUCUUCAGAGAGAUACCUGCAUCUGUCCUACGGAAAUGGCAGCCUCCACGUGGACGCAGCCUUCCAGCAGACUCUGUGGAGUGUGGCUCCCAUCUGUUCUGGCAGUGAAGUUGCUCAAGGUUUCCUGAUCGGAGGAGACGUUCUGCGACUCCUUCACGGUCACAUGGACGAAUGUCUCACUGUCCCAUCGGGGGAACAUGGGGACGAGCAGAGGAGGACAGUGCACUACGAGGGGGGAGCUGUGUCGAGCCAUGCCAGAUCUCUGUGGAGGCUGGAGACGCUGCGAGUUGUGUGGAGCGGCAGCCACAUCCGCUGGGGUCAGCCCUUCAGGCUGAGACACGUCACCACAGGGAAGUACCUCAGUCUGCUGGAAGACAAGUCUCUGCUCCUGCUCGACAAGGAGAAGUCCGACGUCAAAUCCACAGCGUUUUGCUUCAGGUCGUCCAAGGAAAAGCUGGACCCCGGAGCGAGGAAGGAGGUGGAUGGAAUGGGGGCUCCUGACAUUAAAUAUGGCGACUCCGUGUGUUACAUCCAACAUGUGGACACCUGCCUGUGGCUGACAUACCAGACGGUGGAUGCCAAAUGUGCACGCAUGGGUGGAGUGCAGAGAAAGGCCAUCAUGCACCAUGAAGGUCACAUGGACGACGGGCUGACUCUGUCUCGCUCUCAGCAUGAAGAGAGUCGCACAGCCAGAGUGAUUCGCAGCACUGUAUUCCUGUUCAGCCUCUUCAUCAGGGGUCUGGACUCGCUGAGAAAAAAGGGAAAGAGCUCUACGCUCGACUUACCAAUCGACUCGGUCAGCUUGAGUCUGCAGGACCUGAUCGGUUACUUCCAGCCAGCCGGAGAUCACCUGGAACAUGAAGACAAGCAGAACAGAUUGAGAGCUCUAAAGAACCGACAGAAUCUCUUCCAGGAGGAGGGGAUGAUCAACCUGGUGCUGGAGUGUAUCGAUCAUCUGCACGUCUACAGCAGUGCUGCUCAUUUUGCUGAGGCAGUCGGACGAGAGGCCUCUGAAUCCUGGAGCUCCAUUCUCAACUCACUUUAUCAGCUCCUGGCUGCACUUAUCAGAGGAAACAGGAAGAACUGUGCCCAGUUUUCCAGUUCACUGGACUGGCUGAUUAGCCGGCUGGAGCAACUGGAGGCGUCUUCUGGUAUAUUGGAGGUGCUUCACUGUGUGCUGGUGGAGAGUCCUGAGGCCUUAAACAUCAUCAAAGAGGGACACAUCAAGUCCAUCAUAUCACUGCUGGACAAGCACGGACGCAACCACAAGGUCCUGGAUGUGUUGUGUUCUUUGUGUGUAUGUCACAGUGUGGCUGUGCGUUCCAACCAGCACUUGAUCUGUGACAACCUGCUGCCAGGAAGAGAUCUGCUGCUGCAGACGCGACUGAUCAACCACGUAAGCAGCAUGAGACCCAACAUCUUCCUAGGAGUCAGCGAGGGCUCUGCCCAGUACAGGAAAUGGUACUACGAGCUGAUUGUAGAUCAGGUGUUGCCAUUUGUCACGGCAGAAGCGACUCACCUCAGGGUGGGCUGGGCCAACACCAGUGGCUAUGCUCCCUACCCCAGUGGAGGGGAGGGGUGGGGGGGCAAUGGCGUGGGCGAUGACCUCUACUCAUAUGGAUUUGAUGGACUUCAUCUUUGGUCAGGCUGCAUUGCCCGGACUGUUAGCACACCCAAUCAGCACCUCCUGCGCUCGGAGGACGUGGUGAGCUGCUGCCUGGACCUCAGCGUGCCCAGCAUCUCCUUCAGAAUCAACGGACAGCCUGUUCAGGGCAUGUUCGAGAACUUCAACUCCGACGGCCUCUUCUUCCCUGUGGCCAGCUUCUCUGCUGGAGUCAAGGUGCGCUUCCUCCUUGGGGGACGUCACGGGGAGUUCAAGUCUCCCCCGCCUGGGUAUGCUCCCUGCUACGAGGCGGUGCUGCCCAGGGAGAAGCUGAAGCUGGAGGCCAGCCAGGACCAGACUGCAGCCAGAGAGCUGCUGGGCCCCACCAUCACCCUGAGCCAGGCUGCUUUCACCCCCACACCUGUGGACACCAGCCAGAUUGUUCUACCACCACACCUGGAGAGGAUCAGGGAGAAACUGGCAGAAAACAUCCAUGAACUGUGGGUGAUGAACAAGAUUGAGCUGGGUUGGACGUUCGGAGCAGUGAGUAUGAUAAACAAGCGGCAGCACCCUUGCCUGGUGGAGUUCUCGCAGCUCCCUGAGCAGGAACGAAGCGACAACCUGCAGAUGUCUCUGGAGACUCUCAAGUAUCUCCUGGCUUUAGGCUGCCACGUUGGCUUAGCAGAUGAACAAGCAGUGGAGAAAGUGAAAAGCAUGAAGCUGUCACCAACAUAUGAAUUGUCCAGCGGCUAUAAACCUGCUCCACUGGACCUGAGCCACAUCAAGCUCACCUCCUCUCAGGAAGCCAUGGUGGACAAGCUGGCUGAAAAUGCACACAACGUCUGGGCGAGAGACCGCAUCCGUCAGGGCUGGACCUACGGGAUCCAACAGGAUGUGAAGAACCGGAGAAGAAGAAACCCCCGUCUGGUUCCCUACACUCUGCUGGAUGAGAGGACCAAGAAGUCAAACAAGGACAGCCUGAGAGAAGCUGUGGACUUGCUGGGAUAUGUGUACAACCUGGAAGCUCCUGACCAGGACCACGCAGCUCAGUCGGACUCAGCAACAUGUCAGCAGAGAGGUUUCGCAUUUUUUCGAGCAGAGAAAACUUACUGUGUCAACACUGGAAAGUGGUACUUCGAAGCUGGAGAACUGUUCAUCACCAACACAACAAACAGCUCAGACAAUCUGGGGGGGGCGGAGGUAUUAACCUCUGGAGAGAUGAGAGUGGGCUGGGCCAGACCGGGAUGUCUACCGGACCAGGAGCUGGGAUCUGAUGACCAGGCCUUUGUGUUUGAUGGCUUCAAGGUGCAGCGCUGGCACCAGGGGAACGAGCACUUCGGCCGGGCCUGGCAGACGGGGGACGUGGUGGGCUGCAUGGUGGAUCUGAACGAACACACCAUGAUGUUCACGCUGAACGGGGAAGUGCUGCUGGACGACUCGGGCUCUGAGCUGGCCUUUAAAGACUUUGACCCUGGUGAAGGUUUCAUCCCGGUCUGCAGUCUGGGUGUGUGUCAGGUGGGGAGGAUGAACUUUGGGAAGGACGUCAGCACUUUGAAGUAUUUCACCAUCUGCGGCCUGCAGGAAGGCUACGAGCCGUUCGCCGUCAACAUGAACCGAGAUGUGACCAUGUGGCUCAGCAAAAGGCUUCCUCAGUUCGUCCCCGUCCCGCCGAACCACCAGCACAUCCAGGUGACGAGGAUAGACGGCACGGUAGAGUCGUGUCCCUGCCUGAAGGUCACCCAGAGGUCAUUUGGCUCUCAGAACAGCUACACCGACAUCAUCUUCUACAGACUGAGCAUGCCCAUCGAGUGCGCCGAGUCCAGAUCUCCACCCAACGGCAGCCUCUUCUCACCAAAGAGGGAGCUGGAUGAUUUUGAAUCGGUGUCGGACUUUGAGGUCUUGAUGAAAUCCUCUCAUGGACACAACGGUCCCAACGGCCCCGACAGAGACGAGUUCAACAACCACAAAGAUUACACUCAGGAGAAGCCGUCCAAGCUCAAGCAGAGAUUUACACUGAAGAGAAACAAAGCGGACCACAGCUGCCCUUCAGCUGCUCGUCUGACGGAGGAGGUGACGGCUGAAGACAGGGACGGAUAUGAGUUCCUCCUGCAGGCCUCCACUCACUACUACUCGGUGCGGAUCUUCCCGGGUCAGGAGCCCAGCAGUGUGUGGGUCGGCUGGGUCACCUCCGACUUUCAUCAGUAUGACCCCGGAUUCCAGCUGCACAAAGUCCGGACAGUCACCGUCACCCUGGGAGACGAGAAGGGCAAAGUUCAUGAAAGCAUCAAACGCAGUAACUGCUACAUGGUGUGGGCGGGAGAAAGCAGCAGUCCUGGCCAGGGCAGGACCAACAACGGCCUGGAGAUCGGAUGUCUGGUGGACACAACAAACGGUCUGCUGACCUUCACAGCCAACGGCAAAGAGCUGAGCACAUACUACCAGGUGGAGCCCAGCACCAAGCUGUUCCCAGCAGUCUUUGCCAAAGCCACCAGUCCCAAUGUCUUUCAGUUUGAACUGGGACGGAUCAAGAACGUGAUGCCUCUGUCAGCCGGCCUGUUUAAGAGUGAGAAGAAGAACCUUGUUCCUCAGUGUCCUCCUCGGCUUCAUGUCCAGUUCCUCACGCCAGUCUUGUGGAGUCGAGUUCCAAACCAUUUCCUGAAGGUGUGUGCGUCUCGAGUCAACGAUCGACUCGGCUGGCUGCUCCAGUGUGAAGAACCUCUGCAGUUUAUGUCUCUGCACAUACCUGAGGAGAACAGGUCUGUGGACGUGCUGGAGCUGUCGGAGCAGAAGGACCUGCUGAAGUUUCACUAUCACACUCUCAGACUGUACUCUGCGAUCUGCGCUCUGGGAAACAACCGGGUGGCUCACGCUCUCUGCUCCCACGUGGACCAACCACAGCUGCUGCAGGCCAUCCAGAACAAGUACAUGCCAGGCUUGCUGCGUGCGGGCUACUACGACCUGCUCAUCGACAUCCACCUGAGCAGCUACGCCACCGCUCGCCUCAUGAUGAACGACGAGUACAUCGUCCCCAUGACAGAUGAAACCAAGAGCAUCACCCUAUUCCCAGAUGAGAAGAAGAGGCACGGCCUUCCGGGCAUUGGUCUCAGCACCUCUCUGAGACGAAUGCACUUCUCCUCGCCGUGCUUUGUGUGUGGGCCCCGGGACCGUCACGUCGGAGCUCUGAGCAAUGGCUCGGGACCAGGAGACUGCUUCCAGCACAGCCCUGAGUUCCCUAAACAUCUGAAGGUCAAAACCAUCGAGAUGCUGACGGAGGCGGUGCGCGAGGGCAGCAUGCACGUGCGCGACCCGAUCGGAGGCAGCACCGAGUUCCUGUUCGUGCCUCUCAUCAAGCUCUUCUACACCAUGCUCAUCAUGGGAGUCUUCCAGAACGGAGACCUGAAGAACAUUCUGCGGCUCAUCGAGCCAACGGUGUUCUCUGAGUGGCGAGAAGCGACGGAGGGGGCUCGCCCGGAGCCGGAGGGGGUGGAGGAGAGGGAGGCUGACGGAGCCGACGGCAGGAACGGGCCCAAGCAGGGGCUGCUGCAGAUGAAGCUGCCCGAGCCCGUCAAACUCCAGAUGUGCCACGUGCUGCAGUACCUGUGUGACUGUCAGGUGCGCCAUCGCAUCGAAGCCGUGGUGGCCUUCUCCGAUGACUUCGUGGCUUGCCUCCAAGAUAACCAGCGAUUCCGCUACAACGAGGUGAUGCUGGCUCUCAACAUGUCUGCCGCACUCACAGCCAAGAAGACCAAAGAGUUCCGGUCACCGCCGCAGGAGCAGAUCAACAUGCUGCUGAACUUCAAGGACGACAAGCAGGAGUGUCCCUGUCCCGACGACAUCCGGGAGCAGCUGCUGGACUUCCACGAGGGACUUGAUGAGGGCACUGUGCUGGACGAAGAGCGGGGGAUGGACGGAGACAGUGAUUUCACCAUCCGAGGUCGGCUCAUGUCGCUGGUGGAGAAAGUUUCCUAUCUGAAGAAGAAGAUGGCCAAUCUGACCAAUGAGACGAAAGACAAGAAGCCCAGUACGCUACAGCAGCUCAUCUCAGACACCAUGGUCCGCUGGGCUCAGGAGUCGGUCAUCGGACCGGAGCUGGUCCGAGCCAUGUUCGUCCUCCUGCACCGGCAGUACGACGGCAUUGGGGGCCAGGUGAGAGCUCUUCCAAAGACCUACACUAUCAACUCUGUGUCCAUCGAGGACACCAUCAACCUGCUGGCUGCUCUGGGUCAGAUCCGCUCUCUGCUCAGCGUCCGAAUGGGUGGAGAGGAGGAGAAGCUCAUGAUCGAGGCCUGGGACAUCAUGAACAACAAAGUUUUCUACCAGCAUCCAAACCUGAUGAGAGCUCUGGGGAUGCACGAGACUGUCAUGGAGGUCAUGGUCAACGUGCUGAGUGGAGGAGACUCAAAGGAAAUCACUUUCCCCAAGAUGGUGGCGAACUGCUGUCGGUUCCUGUGUUACUUCUGUCGGAUCAGCCGUCAGAACCAGAAGGCCAUGUUCGACCACCUGAGCUACCUGCUGGAGAACAGCAGCGUGGGCCUCGCGUCUCCGUCCAUGCGCGGGUCCACCCCUCUGGACGUGGCUGCAGCCUCAGUCAUGGACAACAACGAGCUGGCUCUGGCUUUAAGAGAGCCAGACCUGGAGAAGGUGGUCCGGUACCUGGCUGGCUGUGGACUGCAGAGCUGUGUGAUGCUGGUGUGCAAAGGAUACCCGGACAUCGGCUGGAACCCCGUGGAAGGAGAGCGAUACCUGGACUUCCUGCGAUUCGCUGUCUUCUGCAAUGGUGAAAGUGUGGAGGAGAAUGCCAACGUGGUGGUGAGGACUUCUGAUUCGCGCCCAGCCAGAAUGCUUUGGCCCGCCCUUCGAGGUGAGGGAGGCGCGGCCUGCUGGCAGCAAUGGAGGAAGCCAUUACCAUACUCUCAAGAUCCCACCAGGGACGGCCCAUCGCCCACCUCUGAGAGCAGCAAGGCACUCAGUGACAUCCUGCUGGAUGAGGAGGAUGAUACCAUCCACAUGGGAAACGCCAUCAUGGAACCUUUCUACGCCGCCCUCAUUGACCUGCUGGGUCGCUGUGCUCCAGAGAUGCAUCUGAUCCAUGCAGGUAAAGGUGAGGCUAUCCGGAUCAGAGCCAUCCUGAGGUCUCUCAUCCCCAUCGAGGACCUGGUGGGAGUCAUCAGCAUCCCGUUCUCAAUGCCAAGCCUGGCCAAAGAUGGACUGGUCGUAGAGCCAGACAUGUCAGCAGGUUUCUGUCCAGACCAUAAAGCAGCCAUGGUUCUGUUCCUGGACCGGGUCUACGGCAUAGAGGACCAGAACUUUCUCCUGCACCUCCUGGAGGUGGGGUUCUUGCCUGAUCUGAGGGCUGCUGCCUCUCUGGACACUGUUGCUCUGAGCGCCACAGACAUGGCGCUGGCUCUCAACAGGUACCUGUGCACCGCUGUGCUGCCUCUGCUCACUAAGUGUGCUCCUCUGUUUGCGGGGACGGAGCCGUUCGCCUCCCUGAUCGACUCCCUCCUCCACACGGUGUACCGCCUGUCCAAAGGCUGCUGCCUCACCAAAGCCCAGAGGGACGCCAUCGAGGAGUGUCUGCUCGCCGUGUGCGGAAAACUGAGGCCUUCAAUGAUGCAGCACCUGCUGAGGAGGCUGGUGUUUGACAUCCCUCUUCUGAACGAGCACACCAAGAUGCCUCUGAAGCUUUUGACCAAUCACUACGAGCAGUGCUGGAAGUAUUACUGCCUGGCAGGAGGCUGGGGAAGCUUCGGAGCAGCUUCGGACGAGGAGCUUCACCUCUCCAGGAAACUCUUCUGGGGGAUAUUUGAUGCUCUUUCACACAAGCGCUACGACCACGAGCUCUUCAAGCUGGCCCUGCCCUGCCUCAGUGCUGUCGCUGGAGCUCCUCCAGACUACAUGGAGUCCAACUACAUGGCCAAUGAGAAACAGUCGUCCAUGGACUCUGAGGGAAACUUCACCCCGCAGCCUGCAGACACCACGGAUGUGGCUGUCCCAGAGAAACUGGACUACUUCAUUAGCAGAUAUGCAGAACACAACCAUGAGAAGUGGUGCAUUGAAAAGUUUUCCACUGGUUGGUCGUACGGAGAACAGAUGUGUGCAGCCAGUAAGAGCCACCCACUGCUGAAGCCAUACAAAGGACUUCCUGAGAAGGUCUGACAAGAGGCAUACUGCGGCUCCGUCAGAGAGUCUCUGAAGACCAUGCUGUCCUGGGGCUGGAGCAUGGACCGGAUCAGAGAGGGAGAUCCUGCAAACCUGCACAACAAGUCCAGGAGGAUUUCCCAGGCCAGCCAGCUUUCCUUUGAAGGAGCUCCAGCUUUCAGCCCGAGACCCAUCGACAUGAGCAACGUCACGCUGUCCAGAGACAUGCAGUCUAUGGCAGAGCUGCUCGCAGAGAAUUAUCACAAUAUCUGGGCCAGGAAAAAGAAAAUGGAACUGGAGGCCAAAGGGGGAGGAAACCAUCCACUGCUGGUUCCCUACGACACUCUGACGGCCAAAGAGAAGUCCAAAGACAGGGAAAAAGCACAAGACAUCCUGAAGUUCCUGCAGAUCAAUGGCUAUACUGUGUCCAGAGGGGUGAAGUCUCAGGAGCUCGACACUCCGGCCAUAGAGAAACGCUUCGCCUACACUUUCCUCCAGCAGCUCAUCACCUACGUGGACCAAGCCCACCAACACAUGAUGGAGUUUGAUCUGGGGACAAGAUCAAAGGGAGAGAAGAUUCCCCACGAACCGCAGAUCAAGUUCUUUGGAAAGGUGGUCCUUCCAUUGGUGGAUCAGUACUUCAAAAACCACAGGCUGUACUUCCUGUCUACGGCCAUCCACCCAAUCAGCAGUGGCGGCCACGCCUCCAACAAAGAGAAGGAGAUGGUGACCAGUCUUUUUUGCAAACUGGGAGUUCUUGUCAGACACAGGAUAUCAUUGUUUGGGAACAACGCCACGUCCAUCGUCAACUGUCUGCAGAUCCUGGGACAGAGUCUGGACGCCAGGACCGUGAUGAAGACGGGUCUGGAGUCGGUGAAGACGGCCUUGCGGUCGUUCUUCGACAGUGCAGCCGAGGACCUGGAGAAGACUCAGGAGAACCUGAAGCUGGGUCAGUUCACUCACAGCAGGGAGCAGCCCCGAGGCGUCACCCAGAUCAUCAACUACACCACGUUCGCCCUGCUGCCCGUCCUCUCCUCCCUCUUCGAACACAUCGGACAGAACUCUUUCUGUGAAGACCUCAUCCUGGAUGACGUCCAGGUUUCCUGCUACAGAAUCCUCAACAGCCUCUACUUCCUGGGGACCAACACCAGCAUCUACGUGGAGAGACAGCGUCCAGCUGUGGGUCAGUGUUUAGCUGCCUUCUCAGCGGCCUUCCCCGUGGCCUUCCUGGAGCCCCACGUCAACAGGUUCAACAGCUUCUCCAUCUACAACACGAAAGGAGGCAAGGACAUGACAGCUUUGGGUCUUCCAGGACUAGUUGAGGAAGUGUGUCCACUGGUCCCAAACCUGGAGAAGUCUCUGGAGGAGAUCAUGGAUCUGGCAGAAUCUGGCAUAAGAUACACUCAGAUGCCUCACGUCAUGGAGGUUGUUUUGCCCAUGCUGUGCAGCUACAUGUCUCACUGGUGGGAGCAUGGACCAGAGAGCAGUCCCAACAAGACUGACAGCUGCUGCACAUCUGUGACCUCCGAGCACAUGAACACACUGCUGGGAAACAUCCUCAAGAUCAUCUAUAACAACCUGGGAAUCGACGAAGGUGCCUGGAUGAAGAGACUGGCGGUGUUUUCUCAGCCGAUCAUCAGUAAAGCCAAACCCCAGUUACUGAAGACUCACUUCCUGCCUCUGAUGGAGAAGCUGAAAAAGAAAGCAGCCAUUGUGCUGAUGGAUGAGGAGCACAGUAAGGCGGAGGGCCGGGGGGAGAUGUCCGAGACGGAGCUCCUGAUCAUGGACCAGUUCACCGUUCUGGUCCGGGACCUGUACGCCUUCUACCCUCUGCUCAUACGAUUCGUGGACUACAACAGAGCCAGAUGGUUAAAGGAGUCCAACCCCGAGGCUGAGGAGCUGUUCCGCAUGGUGGCCGAGGUCUUCAUCUUCUGGGCCAAGUCUCACAAUUUCAAGAGAGAGGAACAAAACUUUGUGGUCCAGAAUGAGAUCAACAACAUGUCCUUCCUCAUCACAGACACCAAGUGUAAGAUGUCCAAGGGAAUAGUUUCUGACCAGGAGAGGAAGAAGAUGAAGAGGAAGGGUGAUCGCUACUCCAUGCAGACCAGCCUGAUUGUUGCUACUCUGAAGCGGCUGCUUCCUGUGGGACUCAACAUCUGUGCUCCAGGAGAACAGGAGCUCAUUGCACUGGCUAAGAACCGCUUCAAUCAGAAAGACACAGAGGAUGAAGUUAGAGAAAUUAUCAAGAACAAUCUGCAUAUACAAGGGAAGCUGGAGGACCCGGCCAUCCGAUGGCAGAUGGCUCUCUACAGAGAUCUCCCCAAUCAUUACGAAGACACGUCGGACCCGGAGAAGACUGUGGAAAGAGUUCUGGACAUCGCUCAUGUCCUCUUCCACCUCGAUCAGGUGGAGCAUCCUCAGCGCAGCAAGAAGGCUGUGUGGCACAAGCUGCUGUCCAAGCAGAGGAAGAGGGCCGUGGUGGCCUGCUUCAGGAUGGCCCCCCUCUACAACCUGCCCAGACACCGGGCUGUAAACCUGUUCCUGCAGGGCUACGAGAAGUCCUGGAUCGAGGCCGAGGAGCAUUGCUUUGAAGAUAAACUCAUAGAGGACCUGGCUAAACCAGGUGAGCAGGAGCUUCCUGAGGAAGAGGAGGGGCUGAAGCACAUCGACCCGCUGCACCAGCUCAUCCAGCUCUUCAGCAGGACCGCCCUCACCGAGAAAUGCAAACUGGAUGAAGACAACCUGUACAUGGCCUACGCAGACAUCAUGGCUAAGAGCUGCCAUGAUGGAGAGGAUGAGGACGGUGAGGAAGUGAAGACUUUCGAGGAGAAGGAGAUGGAGAAGCAGAAGUUGCUGUACCAGCAGGCUCGUCUACACGACCGCGGAGCCGCUGAGAUGGUCCUGCAGACCAUCAGCGCCAGCAAAGGAGAGAUGGGUCCAAUGGUGGCGUCCACUCUGAAGCUGGGCAUCGCUAUUCUCAAUGGAGGGAACUCAACUGUCCAGCAGAAAAUGUUGGACUACCUGAAGGACAAGAAGGACGUGGGCUUCUUCCAGAGUCUGGCCGGCCUCAUGCAGUCCUGCAGUGUUCUGGACCUGAACGCCUUCGAGAGGCAGAACAAAGCCGAGGGUCUGGGCAUGGUGACAGAGGAGGGAUCAGGUGAGAAGGUCAUGCAGGAUGAUGAGUUCACCUGUGACCUUUUCCGCUUCCUGCAGCUGCUCUGUGAAGGACACAACUCCGACUUCCAGAACUACCUGAGAACUCAAACAGGGAACAACACAACCGUGAACAUCAUCAUCUCCACCGUGGAUUAUCUCCUCAGAGUUCAGGAGUCCAUCAGCGACUUCUACUGGUAUUAUUCUGGGAAGGAUGUGAUUGACGAGCAGGGCCAGAGAAACUUCUCUAAAGCCAUAAAUGUAGCCAAGCAGGUUUUCAACACCCUCACCGAGUACAUCCAGGGUCCGUGCACCGGGAACCAGCAGAGUUUGGCCCACAGUCGGCUCUGGGAUGCUGUCGUCGGCUUUCUGCACGUCUUCGCUCACAUGCAGAUGAAACUGUCUCAGGACUCCAGUCAGAUCGAGCUGCUCAAGGAGCUGAUGGACCUGCAGAAGGACAUGGUGGUCAUGCUGCUGUCCAUGCUGGAGGGGAAUGUGGUGAACGGGACUAUCGGGAAGCAGAUGGUGGACAUGCUGGUGGAGUCCUCCAACAACGUGGAGAUGAUCCUCAAGUUCUUCGACAUGUUUCUGAAACUGAAAGACCUGACAUCUUCAGACACGUUCAGAGAGUACGACCCCGACGGGAAAGGUGUCAUCUCCAAGAGGGACUUUCAUAAAGCCAUGGAGAGCCACAAGCACUACACCCAGUCUGAGACCGACUUCCUGCUGUCCUGUGCCGAGACGGAUGAGAACGAACUUCUGGAUUAUGAAGAAUUUGUGGAGCGCUUUCAUGAGCCAGCCAAGGACAUCGGCUUCAAUGUGGCCGUCCUGCUGACCAACCUGUCGGAGCACAUGCCUCACGACUCCCGCCUGCAGACCUUCCUGGAGCUGGCCGAGUCUGUCCUCAACUACUUCCAGCCGUACCUGGGCCGGAUCGAGAUCAUGGGCAGCGCCAAGCGCAUCGAGAGGGUCUAUUUCGAGAUCAGUGAGUCCAGCCGGACGCAGUGGGAGAAGCCUCAGGUGAAAGAAUCCAAGCGUCAGUUCAUCUUCGACGUGGUGAACGAAGGUGGGGAGAAGGAGAAGAUGGAGCUGUUUGUUAAUUUCUGUGAGGACACCAUUUUUGAGAUGCAGCUGGCGGCUCAGAUGUCGGACGCCGGCGAGCGCUCAGUGGUGAAGGAGGAGAGCGAGAGGGAGAAACCGGAUGAGGAGAACUCGGAGAUGGGCUUCUUCUCCAUGACCACCUUCCGAAUGGCACUGAUGGCUCUGCGGUCCAACAUCCUGCUGCUGCUGAAGGUGCUGUCCAUGAAGAGCCUGAAGAAGCAGGUGAAGAGGAUGAAGAGCAUGACGCUGAAGGACAUGGUGACCACCCUGGUGUCGUUCUACUGGUCGGUGCUGCUGGGCCUCCUCCACGUCGCCUUCAGCGUGGCUCGAGGCUUCUGCAGAAUCUUCUACAACACCUUCAUGGGAGGAAACCUGGUGGAAGGAGCCAAAACCAUAAAGGUGUCAGAGCUGCUGGCCAACAUGCCGGACCCCACCCAGGACGAGGUCCGGGGGGACGGGGAGGACCGGGACCGGAGGCUGUCUGACCGCAGCUCUCCGAAGGAGGACCUGGCCGACCUGGCCGUCAACACCAGCGAGACCGAGCUGCUGUCCGACAUCUUCGGCCUGGACCUGAGGAGGGAGGGAGGCCAGUACAAGAUCACCCCCCACAACCCCAACGCCACCCUGACCGAGCUCCUCAACAGCCCCGUUCCUGCCCCGCCCCCCGCGGCGCCCCAGCCGGAGCUCAGACGGCGGCACCAGUCGAAGGGUUCGUUCUCUGAGGAGAAGGAAGCAGCUCCCGAGGCCGGUCAGGAACCCCAGAGAACAUCUGAGAGCACACAUGUGGAGAAACAAGAGAAACAGAAGAUGAAACCCAAAGUGAAACGACACCACACUUCCAAGUCGGACGAGCCCGACUUGCAGGAGUCGGCCUUCUUCAAGAAGAUCAUGGCCUACCAGAGGAAACUGCUGAACUACUUUGCCAGAAACUUCUACAACAUGAGGAUGCUGGCGCUCUUUGUGGCCUUUGCCAUCAACUUCAUCCUCCUCUUCUACAAGGUUUCCACGUCCUCAUCUGUAGUGGAGCAGCGGGAGGUGGUGUUUCCCAGCAGCCACCUGGACAGUGGCGUGCAGUGGGACCCCCCGAACGGAGACACGAUGGAGGCCGGAGACGGCGGGCCGGAGGAGGCGGGCGGCGAGGCGCUGAAGCCCGUCACCGUGCGCUUCGUCCUGGAGGAGAGCAGCGGAUACAUGGAGCCCAUGCUGCGCAUCCUGGCCGUGCUGCACACCGUCAUCUCCUUCUUCUGCAUCAUCGGAUACUACUGUCUGAAGGUUCCCUUGGUGAUCUUUAAGCGUGAAAAAGAGGUGGCAAGGAAGCUGGAGUUUGACGGACUCUACAUCACAGAGCAGCCGUCUGAGGACGACAUCAAGGGACAGUGGGACAGACUAGUGAUCAACACACAAUCUUUCCCCAACAACUACUGGGACAAGUUUGUGAAAAGAAAGGUGAUGGACAAAUAUGGAGAGUUUUAUGGUCACGAUCGCAUCAGUGAGCUGCUGGGAAUGGACAAGGCGGCUCUGGACUUCAGCAACGCUCACAAGAAGAGGAAACCCCGGAGAGACAGCUCGCUGUCGGCCGUGCUGAACUCCAUCGAUGUGAAGUACCAGAUCUGGAAGCUGGGGGUGGUCUUCACUGACAAUUGUUAUAUGUUUCACAUGUAUGUGGGCGUGCGAGCAGGUGGAGGGAUCGGUGACCAGAUCGAGGACCCGGCGGGUGACGAAUACGAAUACCGCAUUAUCUUCGACAUCACGUUCUUCUUCUUUGUCAGUAUUCUCCUGGCUAUCAUCCAAGGACUGAUCAUCGAUGCGUUUGGGGAGCUGAGAGACCAGCAGGAGCAAGUGAAAGAAGACAUGGAGACCAAAUGUUUCAUCUGUGGAAUUGGCAAUGACUACUUCGACACGGUGCCACAUGGCUUUGAAACGCCACACUGACUGCAAGAGCACAACCUCGCCAACUACAUAUUCUUUGUCAUGUAUCUCAUCAACAAGGAUGAAACGGAGCACACGGGCCAGGAGUCUUACGUUUGGAAGAUGUACCAGGAGCGCUGCUGGGAGUUCUUCCCUGCAGGCGACUGUUUCCGGAAGCAGUACGAGGAUCAGCUGAACUGAGCAGACUUCCUGUCCACGGCUCAUCCCUCAUACCUCGCAGACCAUGAUCCA